Saprolegnia parasitica CBS 223.65 is the source of this 2765-nucleotide messenger RNA. RefSeq lists its product as hypothetical. Gene Ontology annotation, molecular function: rRNA (uridine-2'-O-ribose)-methyltransferase activity; rRNA (guanine) methyltransferase activity. The transcript has 5 exons. The record is from RefSeq and is a predicted model, not a curated record. Gene Ontology annotation, cellular component: preribosome, large subunit precursor; nucleolus; nucleus. The coding region runs from base 88 to 2727 and encodes 879 amino acids. Gene Ontology annotation, biological process: maturation of 5.8S rRNA from tricistronic rRNA transcript (SSU-rRNA, 5.8S rRNA, LSU-rRNA); maturation of LSU-rRNA from tricistronic rRNA transcript (SSU-rRNA, 5.8S rRNA, LSU-rRNA); rRNA methylation. NCBI's taxonomy places the organism in Eukaryota, Oomycota, Saprolegniomycetes, Saprolegniales, Saprolegniaceae.
GCGAGUGGGUUUCCAAACGCCGAUUGACUGGCUAGGGCGCCACUAAGAUCAAGUGCAAUCUGAGUGUUGUAGCACUACGACAUCGCCAUGGUGAAGCGCAAGAAGCACGAUAAGGACAAGUACUACAACCUCGCGCGCCAGCAAGGCUACCGCGCGCGGUCGGCCUUCAAGCUCAUCCAGCUCAACAAGAAGUACGACUUCCUCUCCAAGGCCAAGGUCUGUAUCGAUCUCUGCGCGGCGCCCGGCGGGUGGUGCCAAGUCGCGGCCAAGUACAUGCCGGCGUCGUCGAUCAUUCUCGGUAUCGAUCUGCUGCCGAUCCGUCCGAUCCGCGGUGUGAAGACGUACCAAUGCGAUAUCACGACGGCGCGCUGUCGCCAGAUCAUUCGCCAGGAAAUGCAGUCGUGGAACGCCGACGUCGUGCUCUGCGAUGGCGCGCCCAACGUCGGUGCCGAGUACUCGAAGGAUGCGUACGUGCAGAACGAGCUCGCGCUCAUUGCGCUCAAGCUCGCCGUCGACGUCAUGGGCAAGGGCGCGACCUUCGUCUCCAAGGUCUUCCGCUCGCAAGACUACAACGCGCUCGUGUGGGUCUUCAAGCAGCUCUUCAAGAAGGUGUCGGCGACCAAGCCGCUCUCGUCGCGUAACGAGUCGGCCGAAAUCUUCGUCGUCUGCGAAGACUACCUUGCGCCGCACUCGAUCGACCCGAAGCUCCUCGACCCUGAGCACGUCUUCUCGGCGCUCGAGAAGGACGCCGAAGGCGGCCUCACGAUCUUCCACCCCAAGUACGGCACGCAAAAGCGUCAUCGUGAAGGUUAUGACGACGACCUUGGCCAGACCCUCACGCGUGUCAAGACCAUCACCGAGUUUGUCGAGUCGAACGACCCGAUCCGCCUCCUCACCGACUGCACGUCGUUCAAGUUUGAACAAGCCGAUGCUAUGUUCCUCGAGCACGCGGCGACGACGACCGAGGUCAAGGCGUGCCUUGCGGAUCUCAAGGUCCUCGGCAAGGGUGAUUUCAAGAGCCUGCUCAAGUGGCGCACCAAGAUGCAGGUGUACCGCGACGAGCUCCUCAAGGCCGCCCAAGGCGAAGAGGAGGUCGCCGAAGAGGAAGCUGUUGUCGCGACCAUCACGGCCAACGUCGAACUGACGGAGGAAGAGAAGAACGCGGCGAUCCGCGAAGAACUGGCGCAGCUCCGUGCGAACGUGCUCGCCAAGAAGAAGCGCGAAAAGAAGAAGGAGCGUGAAAAGAAGGCCAAGGAACGUCUUCGCGCGGCCAUGGGCAUGUCGGAAGCCGGUAUCGAACUCACGGACGACGGCCAAGCCUUUAGCCUCAAGAAGCUCGGCCUCGGCAAAUCGAACAUCAACGAUCUCGACGAUGGCGCCUACGCGUCGGCCUCCGACUCGGACGAGCUCCUCGAACCCGAACACGGCAACGGCGACGACGACGAUGACGACGACAUGGCUGCCAUCAUGGAGUCGCAGAUGGAGAAGCUCUACGACGAGUACCUCUCUCGCAAGGGCGAUGGUGCCAAGACUAAGAAGGCGAUCAAGCGCUCCAAGGUCGCCAAGCGUGCGCUCGCCGGCGAGGCGCUGGUCGAGGACCACACCAUGUUUGACGGCGACAACGAGGCGUACGAGAAGAUGAUCAACCCCGAGGAGAGCUCGGACGAGUCGGACGUUGAAGAAAACCCGCUGGUCGUCUCGCUCAAGCAGCCCGUGCGCCCGUCGGCCGCGGUCUCUCGCUGGUUCUCGGGCAACAAGCUCUUUGAGGACGUCAAGGACACGCCGACCGUCGUCGUCGACAAGGACGGUGACGUCGUGCCCGUCAUGCCCAUGACGGACAAGGAGAUCCGUCACAAGAAGCGCAAGGACGCGGCCGACCGCAAGGAGCGCCGCGCGGCCAAGAAGCAGCGUCUCGAAGACGAAGAGCUCGCGCGGCUCGCGUCCGACGACGAAAACAUGGACGCCGGUGACGACGAGGAUGACAAGAAGGGCAACAAGACGCCGUUGACGGCCGAGCAGCUCAAGCGCAAGCACGAGAAGGAAGCGCUCAUCAAGGCCGGCAUGGGCGCGCCGCUCGUCGCGACGCCGCUCUCGACCAACUUUGAAGUGGUCAAGGCCGACCCGGAGCUCCCGGCCGUCGAUACGCGCAAGUUUGACUCGGACCAUGAAGACUACGACGAGGAAGACCACGCCCGGACGAUGGCGCUCGCGCACAUGAUGCUCCGCCGCGACACGGCCAAGGACCUCAUCGACAACUCGUACAACCGGUACGCGUGGAACGACGCGGCCGACCUCCCGGACUGGUUCCAGGACGACGAGGAGCGUCAUUACCGUCCGCAGAUUCCGGUGCCGAAGCAUUUGAUGAUGCAGAUGAAGGAGCGCUUCAUGGAGAUGGCGACCAAGCCGGUCAAGAAGGUGGCCGAAGCGCGCGCCCGCAAGCAGCGCCAGCAGCUCAAGAAGAUCAAGAUCGCCAAGAAGAAGGCCAACGACAUUGCCAACUUGCCCGAUAUGUCGACGCGCGAGAAGCUCAAGGCGAUCGACAAGGCCAUGAAGAUGGCCAAGACGAAGAAGGAAAGCAAGCUCUACGUGGUCUCGCGCCGCGGGCGCACGGCCGCCAACUCGAAGGCCUUCAAGAAGGGCGACAAGGGCGCGACCAAGGUCGUGGACCCGCGUAUGAAGAAGGACAAGCGCAACGGGGAGAAGCGCGCCAAGCGCGGCAAGAAGUAGAGACGACGACGUGAAAAUUUCGACGACGCCUUGAGCCC